AUGGAUCGACGCGUGCCAACCGCAAGGUCGAAACAAGGUACCGUCGUUGAGCAAAAGCAAAGAUUUCUCCAGACAAGAAAACAUAUCCUGUCGCGUGGAAUACCGCCGUCAGAACGUCUGCGUACACUUGCGAAUGAUGGUGGAAUUGAGCUCAGUGUUAUGAAGGGAGUGUUGGAUAAAGUUAAUCGUGACCUCAAACAGCACUCGCGAAAAGUCUACAGCCGUCAAAUGAUCGAGCACGUCGUCGAGCAGAUAGACAUACUAUACUGGGAAUCUGGCGCGCAACACGUCGACGACGAUGAAGAAAUAAACCCUCCGUCCGAUACCCACGAAGAUGAUGCGCACACAUUAUACCAGAACAACGACCUAACACUCGACGAGAACAUUGCGAAGCUACCUACGACAUGGCCCGACCGCGACACCGAAAUCACACAAGACGAAUACCUUUCCUCCGUCUCCCGCCUCCAAGAGCUCUCUGCCCGCCGUCAAACGCUCCAAAACAGUCUUGACACAUAUCGCACGCUACUAUCGCUACUAGAACCUUAUCGCAACCCCAAGGAGAAUAUACAACCGAAUCUGGUGUGGAAAGAUGCGCCGCUUGCGCCGGAGCUGGCAAAGACACGCACAUUGGCGAUACGCGUUGCCGCACGUGUGGAAGAGAAGUUUGGGAAUGUCCAGGUACCUUCUACCGCGGAGGAUGACGAGGAUGUGGACAUGGAGGCACUGGAGAACGAAGGAAGGCGGAAGGUGGAUAAGGUGUUGGAGAGCUGGUAUUAUUGA
Alternaria atra is the source of this 780-nucleotide messenger RNA. RefSeq lists its product as uncharacterized. The transcript has 2 exons. The record is from RefSeq and is a predicted model, not a curated record. Gene Ontology annotation, cellular component: Mis6-Sim4 complex. NCBI's taxonomy places the organism in Eukaryota, Fungi, Ascomycota, Dothideomycetes, Pleosporales, Pleosporaceae. The coding region runs from base 1 to 780 and encodes 259 amino acids.